UUAAUUUUAAAUUGAUAUGUAAAAUAAUAAAUUACGUUCAUUUUUUUCAACCCGGAUCUAAUUGAUUUUUAAGCAAACCUAGUUCUCUACCUAACCUAGUUCUCUACCAUAUAAAAACGCGCGCCGAAAAUCAUAAAGCAUUGCGAAGAAGAUUCAUUGAGGCAGCAGUCUUCAUUCAACCAUGGCGUCGUCUUUCUUAGGAAACCUGGUGGAAUCUACAUAUCUGCCCUUGGAAACUGCAACGACCAUCCUCGCGAUGGCAGGCCUUUUCAAGUGGCCCCCUCAAGCUACAGUAAAUGAUGGUGAUCGUUUCGACUUCAUCGUGAUCGGGUCGGGUGUUGGAGCCGUCAUCGCCAAUAGAUUAACAGAAAACGAAGAUGUUCGAGUACUAUUAAUAGAAGCAGGAAAAAACCCCUCCGUCGAAUCUAUGCUACCCGGUCUUUUUAUUCUGCUCCAAAACUCGUACCAAGAUUGGAACUAUGUGUCCGAACCCGAGGAAGCUACAAAAAAUCAACAAUUCGGUGCCUAUAGAACGUCCGCAGGAAAAUGUCUGGGUGGAAGCAGCAAUAUCAAUCAUUUUAUACAUCUACGAGGAGAUCCGUGCGACUUCGAUUCUUGGGCAGCCUACCUCAAAGACGAAUCUUGGUCUUAUAAGAACGUUCUUCCGUAUUUCCGGAAAAGUGAGACAAUCCAAGACGAAGACAUCCUUAAAUAUUAUGCCAAUUUCCACGGUGUUGACGGUCCAGUAAUUAUAACCAGACAACCUGAUGAUUCCACCCGUAAUAUCAUGGAGUCGUUCGAAGAAAUUGGAGUACCAUCGGUUUUAGACCUGAACACGAACAAUACUGUUGGGUUCACGGAAUCCUCUUUCAUCAUAGGCAACGGCCGAAGACAGAGUACUUCUCAAGCAUACCUGAACAACUUGAAUAGAGAUAAUUUGUACGUAUUAACCGAAACUGUUGCUGAAAAAAUUAUUUUCGAAGAUAAUGUAGCUGUAGGUGUCAUCUUAAGGCUUGGAAGCGGUGAAAAAAUUACUGUCUACGCUAAUAGAGAAGUCAUUGUCUCUGCCGGAACAUUUAACCCCCUUACCUCAUCCGGGUUCUGACGUGGGAGGGGAUCGGACGCUUCGGCGAAGAGUGCAGGGGAAGACUAGACCAUGAAACCAUACAAGACCUGCCGAGCAGGAUUUCUUAUGGACAAGGAAAAUUCAGCGGAGACUCCAAAAUCGAAGCCGCUAAAACAAAUCUACUGUCUGUUCCGUUAGUUGGGACAAAAUUGGCCCAAUGAAAAUAAUUUACUGGUGGUAGGACAUCUUAUGAGUCCGCACGGGUAGGUACCAACACCCUGCCUAUUUCUGCCGUGAAGAAGUAAUGCGUUUCGGUUUGAAGGGCGAGGCAGCCGUUGUUACUAUACUGAGACCUUAGAACUUAUAUCUCAAGGUUGGUGGCG
This is a messenger RNA of Bombyx mori (domestic silkworm), 1449 nucleotides long. RefSeq names its product ecdysone oxidase. Lineage: Eukaryota; Metazoa; Arthropoda; Insecta; Lepidoptera; Bombycidae. The record is from RefSeq and is a predicted model, not a curated record. The transcript is spliced from 4 exons. Bases 182 to 1105 code for a protein of 307 amino acids. Gene Ontology annotation, molecular function: oxidoreductase activity, acting on CH-OH group of donors; flavin adenine dinucleotide binding.